AUGGUGGCAACUGGAGAUAUGGGACUCAGGUGCCUGCUGCAUGCCACAGCUCUUCGUGUCCUGAUGGUCUGGUCAGUGGUACAACUGCAGAAUGUUUCAGCAUCCUGCCCUCAAUGCAGUGAAAAUGCUGACUGUUAUAACAGCACCCACUGCAUUUGCAAAGACGGAUUCUGGACAGGACCGGAUAGUAGAAUAAUUAUUGAGCCACAUGUGAAAUGUGAAGAUAUUGAUGAGUGUCAAUUGGGGAUACCAGUGUGUAAGGAUGUGUCAUAUUGUAAAAAUAAAAUCGGGACUUACAUAUGCAGCUGUGUAGUAAAUUAUCGUAUCUUCAACUGGGUAGCUGGCAUUGUUGAUAUUGAAAAUCCUGAAUGUUAUGUGAACAAAGGGAAGGAAACAGGAACACAAGCAGAUAUUUGGGGAUAUUGGAGUGGACAUGAAUCCAAAAAGAACUUUGCAAAAAAAGCUACCAGAGUACUUCACCAAGUGGAACUCCAUGUAUUGAAUGAAAACUCAGCUGCGCCAACAAAGGGUGAAAAUUCUUCACUGGGUAUAGUGUAUGAAACCAAGAGGUGCAACAGUAUGAUUCUUCUGGAAGCUGGAAAUAACACGAUGAAGAUCGACUGUGAUAGUGCUCUCAAAGGAAACAAGAGUGGAGAUGAGACUGCAGUUGCUCUUAUUGCAUAUCAGUCCCUUGGGAAGUAUCUAAAUGGAUCCUUUUUUAAUAAGGAAGGGAUUCAGGAAGUAAAGUUGAACUCUCUUAUUGUGAGUGGCGCCAUUCAUUCAGAAGUCAAACCAGUCCUCUCUGAACCUGUACUCCUAACUUUACAAAAUACUCAGCCCAUUGACCCAAGAGCAGAGCAUAUCUGUGUCCAUUGGGAAGGAUCAGAGGAAGGGGGCAGCUGGUCCACUAAGGGCUGCUCUCACAUGCACACCAAUGACUCCUACACCACCUGCAAGUGUUUCCACCUGUCCAGCUUUGCUGUGCUCAUGGCUCUAUCCCUCGAGGAGGACUCUGUGCUUUCUGCACUCUCUGUGAUCACCUAUGUGGGACUGAGUCUUUCUCUCUUGUGCCUAUUCCUGGCGGCUGUCACCUUUCUCUUGUGCCGGCCCAUCCAGAACAUCAGCACUACACUCCACCUGCAGCUCUCCAUUUGCCUCUUCCUGGCCGAUCUCCUCUUCCUCACAGGCAUCAACAGAACUGAGCCUAAGAUACUAUGCUCCCUCAUUGCCGGAAUGUUGCACUACCUCUACUUGGCUUCCUUCAUGUGGAUGUUUCUGGAAGGACUACACCUUUUUCUCACUGUGAGGAAUCUCAAAGUGGCCAACUACAGCAGCUCAGGAAGAUUUAAGAAGAGGUUCAUGUAUCCUGUAGGCUACGGAAUCCCUGCUUUUAUUGUCACCGUGUCUGCGAUAACCGGCCAUGAAAAUUAUGGAACACAUACCCACUGCUGGCUCAGCCUUCAUAGAGCAUUCAUCUGGAGCUUCUUGGGGCCAGUGGCAGCCAUUAUCCUGAUAAACCUGGUGUUCUACUUUCAGACUAUGUGGAUUUUGAGAAGCAAGCUUUCUUCCCUCAAUAAAGAAGUUUCUACUCUUCAGGAUACCAAGGUCAUGACAUUUAAAGCCAUUGUUCAGCUAUUUGUAUUGGGAUGUUCUUGGGGCAUUGGCUUAUUUAUGGUCUUUGAAUUCGGGAAGACAGUUAGAUUGAUCAUUGCCUAUCUAUUUACCAUCAUCAAUGUCCUGCAGGGGGUUUUGAUAUUUGUGGUACACUGUCUGCUUAAUCGCCAGGUGCGAAUGGAAUAUAAAAAGUGGUUUCAUAAGAUGCAGAAAAGUGCUGAAAUUGAAAGCACUGAGAUGUCUUAUUCCACCACCCACACCAAAAUGGUAAGCUCAACUCCCAAGAGUCGAUAUGGCCUGAUAUGA
Molecule: messenger RNA, 1920 nt
Organism: Cricetulus griseus (Chinese hamster)
Lineage: Eukaryota; Metazoa; Chordata; Mammalia; Rodentia; Cricetidae
Source: RefSeq, a predicted model, not a curated record